Messenger RNA from [Candida] anglica, 2377 nucleotides. The record is from the annotation of a GenBank genome assembly. NCBI's taxonomy places the organism in Eukaryota, Fungi, Ascomycota, Pichiomycetes, Serinales, Debaryomycetaceae.
GAAUAAUUGGUGCCCCAUUGCUGACUGGAUUUUCAGUCUAAAUCAAAGCGUAUUUCUUCACAUUGGAUCAUUUCCUUUCGUCUUCACCAAUUUAACCAUUUCAGUUAGUUAGGUUUAGAAAUUGACAUUCUUUUCAAAUACUUAAAAAAACUUUCAACAAAAAAACUUUCUCAAAGGUAAUAGUUGAUUUGAUACAUCAAGACAUUGCCCUUCUUUCAUUACCCCCCUUCAGUUUAUUCCUCAACUUAUUCCUCAGCUUAUUCCUCAGCUUAUUUCGAAAACGAAAAUUAUUUCAUUUUACUACUUUAUGAUCAUUUAAAGGAGGAGUAAAAAAAUUAUUCAGGAAUUCAUUCAUUAGCAUACAAAAAUAACUCAACCUACAACCAUCAAUUGCAUCAAUUGAUAAACCGUCAAUAUAUAGGGGAUCUACAAUUUACUUCCCUCAACCCUUUUCCAGAAAAAUUUGAGGUUUUUCACAAAUUCUCGCUAAAAAAUAAUUUUAGCAGCAAAACCCCCCCCCCACCUAUUAAAUUUUUACAACCAACCAAUUCAAAUAAAAUUGAAACUAAACACUUUAUAUCAUGAACAACUCACCAGAUUCGUUUUAUCUGGUACGAUACCAUUGUGCCUCGUUGAAGUCUCAACAACCAUUUCUUCAAUCCAUGGAAUUUAGAGCUCAUAACAAUACUGUCAAUGAAUAUUGUGACGAAAUGCUUCAACAUUUAUUAAAUAUUCAAUGUAAGACUCACCCAAACUUACUGCUUAUUCAACAACAACCAGAAAUUAAUUUGAAAAUGAGACCAUUACUCCUUGACUUCUUGAUGGAUGUAAUCAAUAAAUUGAAUUUAUCAAAGUCAACAUUCCCAUUAUGUGUUAACUUGAUCGAUAGAUAUUGUUCUACAAGAAUUGUCAAGAAACAACAUUAUCAAUUAUUAGGAUUAACAAGUUUAUGGAUCAGUUGUAAAAAUUCAGAUUCUAAAAUCAAAAUUCCAAAUUUAAAUGAUUUAUGUAAAAUGUGUUGCAAUUGUUAUGAUAAAAAAUUGUUUUUGGAAAUGGAAAAUCAUUUACUUAAAUCUUUAAAUUGGAUGAUAAGUUUCCCAACUUUUGAUUCAUUUAUUGAUAUUAUUUGUAAAGAAUAUUCCACUUAUCAAAUCUUUAAUGGUUCUAAUUUCACCCUCAAACAAGUGAAAUAUUUAUCAAUUUAUAUCUGUGAAUUAAUUCAAUUCUAUCCAAACAUUUAUUUUAAUUAUAAUAGUUGUGAAAUAUCUUCAAGUUCAUUUUUAAUAAGUUUAUUAAUUUUGAAUUUUAAGAUUAAUUAUUCAGUUGAAAUUUUGAAAUUGAAUAAAUUAGCUGGUUCCAAAGAAUUAAUUAAUUUAAAGAAUUUUAUUUCACUUUUCAAUUCUUUAAUUAAAGUUCUUAAAUGUCCACCACCAUCAUUGAAAUUAAAAUAUUUCAAUAAACUGAAUAAAAAUCUUAAUUUAAUGCAAUUAUUAAUCAAAUUUUGCAAUAUUAAUUUGACUCCAGUUUCACUGAAUCCAAUCACUCCAAAGAAUUCAAUUCAUAAAUUGAAUCAUUUCCCUCCUACUCCAUUAUCUUCCAAUAUUAGUCCAACUAAUAACGCUCAUAAUCAUAUUCAUAAUACUCAUAAUCAUAACAAUGAUUCAUAUAAAGAUUUCUUGCCCAGUCCAAGAUUAUCUCCUCAUAAUUCAACCACCACUUAUUUCCAAAGUAGUCCACCAUUUACUCCAUUGGAUGUAAAAUCCUUAAAUGAUUCUAUGAAUAUCCCCGUUCUUGCACCAGGGUCAAACUAUCAAGCUACUACUACUACUACUACUGCUACUUCUACGAAUGCUGCAUACAACCCUGCUUGUGGAGUUAAUUUGGCCGCUACUACACAUAACAUAACUGAAAACGAUACCAUGAAUAAUAAGAAUAUUUCCUCUUCAUCAUCUUUGGUGAUUGAAUCUGAGGAGAAAUUAACGAAUUCUCCAUCUUUCUCUCCACCAUCUGUUGUUAGUAACAAUUCAAGUUUCUUAUCAACAUCUGCAGUUUCAAUGAAAACUUCAAUUUCUGCUCCAAUUUUAAAUAAAAAGCGUUCUUAUCAAAUUCUUUCAAUUGAUCAAGAUUCAAUUGCUAUUGAUGAAAACGAUAAUUUAAAAAGAUCAAAAUCUCAGAAACCGGUAUUUUUCAUCAGUUGAAGAAUGGAGAGUCAUUUAGAGUUCAUUUAUACAUUACAUUGAGCUAUCUAUCUCACAAGCUCAAGUCACUACCAACAUCCUUUUGCAUUUUUUACUUCCCAACUCGGUCAUUGUGAAAUUAAUAUAGAUAUGAAUAAUUUAGAUUAGAAAUACAAACCACAUAUCAUUUUAAAAAUAUU